AUGCUCCAUCUAUUAGAAAUAAGGUGCCUCGCUAUGAUGAUUGUGCAUCUUCAUUUCAAGUGCUUGAAAACAACUAUCAUUCACAAUGCUCUGUUCCAAAUGUCCUAUGGUUACUGCCCUCCAGUUAGGUCCUAUGGGUGUUAUGAUGUCAAUGGCUAUAGAUUUCGUUCAAAGAAAUAUGAGAGUGGAAGAGUAGGGCUAACAACUAUCAAUAGUGGUGUUUGUGUAACUUCUUUUGAUGAAUCAGACAAUGCUCUAGAGUAUUAUGGAAUCAUAGAAGAUAUAAUUAAAAUUGAGUGGGAAGACGGCAUGAAACUAGAGUUGGUGUUGUUUUAUUGCUCUUGGUUUGAUCCAACACCCAAUGGAUUGAGGCGUAUUGAAGAUCUAGGCUUGGUAGAGAUCAAUCAUACAUUAAGAUUAUCAAAUUUUGACCCAUUUGUGAUGGCUAGUCAGGAUGUCUACCAAGCGGAUGGUUUGGAUGGCGCCUUUGUCAUUGAUUUGAGUGAUGCCUUGGACUCCAUAAUUGCAACGGGAUCAGAUGAGGUUACUAACCCAAAAGACUUGGAAGCAAUACAGAAACAAGUUGUUCUGGAUGAGGAAUAUGAUGAAGAAGCUAUUGAAGAAGAGGAAGAGACGGAAGAGGAUGAUGAAGCAAUGGAUGAAGAAGAUGAAGAAACUUAUGAUCCAAAUGAUUUUUGA
Molecule: messenger RNA, 699 nt
Organism: Miscanthus lutarioriparius
Lineage: Eukaryota; Viridiplantae; Streptophyta; Magnoliopsida; Poales; Poaceae
Source: the annotation of a GenBank genome assembly